Messenger RNA from Protopolystoma xenopodis, 549 nucleotides. Lineage: Eukaryota; Metazoa; Platyhelminthes; Monogenea; Polystomatidea; Polystomatidae. The record is from the annotation of a GenBank genome assembly.
AUGACGGAGAUUGCUGCUAACUCCGACGACCAGAAGAGGUCUCGGCGACCCUUAGUGCAGGGUCGGUUCCGAGGCGGAUGGCUUCCGCCUGACGCCAUCAUUGAUACGGGCCAGACUGACCAGAAAGUUAAAAUGCUCCGACUCGAUGGGAUACAGAUCUCUGCAGAUUCCGGAUCAGCCUGUCGGAUUUCGACGCAGAUCGCGACUAGUUCGGCCUUCGGAAGCGCCAGCAACACGAUUUGGCCUACUUGCGCACAGACGGCCGGCAUGGGCAUAAACUUGCCUGCCCAGCAGAGGCUUAGAGACACUCCAUGGACCAGGUUGGUCAAUGGGAAGAAACAGACUGAAUGCCGAUUCGGAGGAUACGGUUGCGUAGGCACAAAUCGACAGAGGGCCGGCUUCAACGAAGGCCCGGUUGGGCGAAAAUUGACAAAUAGGCCAAAAGAUACCCCAGCCUGGGCUGAAAGCUGCACUCAGACGGACGGAAUCUGGGCCUUUGAUGAAAAAGGGACGCAGCCUAACCGGCUGGAUCAGGCAUCAAGUCACUAG